Messenger RNA from Acanthoscelides obtectus, 3796 nucleotides. The record is from the annotation of a GenBank genome assembly. Lineage: Eukaryota; Metazoa; Arthropoda; Insecta; Coleoptera; Chrysomelidae.
UGUUUUGCGUCAUGUAAAAAAUUACUGAAAAAAGAAAAAAAUUGUAAUUGUAAAAGUUAGGAAUUCCGAAGUAAAAAAGAACAAACGUACAGGUAAAACGUGCACGAAUAUUCGUCGAUAGCUUACUAAUCAAUUAAUCUUACAGAUGGAGACUGUCGGUAUAAGGGGCUUUUCGGAAUUCUGCGAUGAGCUGAACGAGAUAAGGUUAAAAUUUCAUAAAUGGGACACUUGUGAAAAAACCGUAGGUAUAUACUAUCUACUAUUAGGACUACCCUUCGCGAAUGCAAGGUUCAUACAAAAUGCUUUAGAACAAUACAUCAACAGGAUGCAAUGUCAUGAAGCUCAGGUGCUCGAAGCGAACGCAAACGACACGAAUUUUCUCUCUAGUUGUCUUGCGAAGAGCCCCCAGUUGGCUCUGUCCCUAAUAUUAACCCACUUGCCUUUACUUAGACCAGGCAACAAGGAAGCUGCCGACUGCUAUCUAAAGAUCAUCACACACCUCAUGACAGAGUCUCUCUCUUCAGUCGGGAAUGAAUUUGUAGACAUAUUCUCUUACUUGUUCAUACACCCAGCGUUCACAGAAGAAAACAAAAAGUCUUCUAAGGAUAUGCUCAAACAGAUGGUAUAUAAAGUUCUGCCACCUCCGCCAAAAUUCGAAGGCAGUCCUGAUGUCAAUGAGGACACAUCUAGUCAAUAUUUUGAGUUUGCUGAGGAUAGCAUGAGGUUACCGCCUAUUAGGACAGAACAGCAGAGGUCACACAGCUUGACACCGUACACACAAGAUGUCUUAUUAGAUAAAGAAAGGUGGACACUGGGAAAUGUCGAUGGAAAUGAACCAUCUCAAAAACCAAGAAGCUAUUCUUUAUGUACUGAGGUCCCGUUGUUGCAAGCACCUAAUAAAAUGGUUACGUAUUCAGAAACGAGACUGUCUGAACUGGUCUUGACAAACAACCUGCCCGCUAUGAAGAGCAUAAUAUCAUGGUUGAAGUCUCUUAGGUUACACAAAUACAGUUGGCUGUUCCACAAUCUGACAUAUAGCCAAGUGAUAAACUUGAAGGAAGAAGACUUGUCUGCUAUAGGUAUAACAAAAGGUGCAAGACACAAACUCUUGCUGAGCAUCAGUAAAUUGAACGAAAGGGCUACAGUUUUAAAUGAGUUAGAGGCUGAGGUCAUUAAAGAUUGUGACCUAAGUGUAGCUCUUAAAAAACUCAAGAGCAUAUUGCAGAGCCCCCUACAAUUGACUACCGGCGAGGAUCUCGUCACACAAUUCAUCAAAGUUACAGGGAAAGUUUGUACCCAGCUUCUGAUGUUGCAACAUAGGCCAGACGAUCUAGUCAGUCAAUUCACUUCGCUGUGUGAAGAUGCAGAAACCACAGAUCAUUUCAGUGAAGACCAAAAACGACGGCUUGCCAUGUGGAAAGAUCAGUUGUUAGUCACGCUUGAUUCACAUGCGCGUUGCAGUUAUACCCAUAGCCAUAAAGGAUAUGAUACUAAUACUUUCAAAAGAAAUAAGUACUCCAACAGGUGCUACGCAUCCAAAACGUACUCUACAAACACGUACUCGAGAAAAUGCUCUUCGUUCGCGAAAAACAAGCCGGCGCACAGGCAUUCAGUCGGCAGCGAAACGCUAAAAUCUCAACUGUUAAAAAUCAAACCAAAGGACUUUCUGAAUCCCACCAGACAGGAGUAUUUCAACGACGACUGGGCGACGGAUUCCAGAAAGUUGUUCGUCAAAGAACGACCGUCGAAUUCCAGCGUCGACAUCGAAACGAACCUCGAGUCUCUCUGUAUACAGAUGAUGGAGCACGCAUUGGGACCUUAGUGCUUUAUUAAUGUCAAUGUGAUAGAUUUCAGUCAGAUUUUAUUUAUCAAUCGCCUUGUAGGUUGCCGUCUGGAGGCCGGGGAUACUUGAUAACAUUGGAUUUCAGAAGUGGGCUACAAUAAGUUGUUCGGUAACAAUUGACACUUUUUUGACAAUAUAUUUUAUCUGUCUUCCAGGUGACACUUCGUUUGUUUCUUUCUUUCGUUUUCACAUUCCUUCACAGUAUGUUACUACGAUAAAUUGAAAGGUCCUGUUGCAUGCUGAGAUUGUACGACAAGCGAGCAUGAGUUUAUCUGUCGUUUUUCAAUGCACGAGACACAUCAACCUCGUCCGUCGUCCCGAUAACGCCAAACCCGAAAACGCGAAAACCCAUCUAGAACUACCGUCGUAUCACUUGCCGUUCCAGGGACGAUUGACGUGUCUGGUACAUCGAAAAAACCGACACAUAACCUCAUACUCGCUUGUCGCUUUGUCGUAACACUUGCCGUUCCAGGGACGAUUGACGUGUCUGGAACAUCCGACAGAUAACCUCAUUCUUGUCGCUUUGAAGUGCUGGAUGUCCUUUGGGGAACGGAAAUGCAUAUCUCAGACGGUCCUGAGCUUUGCUCAGAUUGUUGCAGGAAGACACUAUAUAGGAUUGUGAAAAUGGAAGGGAAAAACAAAGUGUCGACACGUUUAGCUAUCUUAUUCGUAUUUCCCAGAAAUUAAUCAUUAGAUUGCUUUGGUUUCAUGAGAACUUUUGCUCAGGAAGACGAGAAAUAUUUUCUAUAUGUUGUUUUAUGUGACGUCCUUUGGGGUGAUAAAAUUGAUACAUAUUCUAUAUUCUAGCGUAAAAGUGGCUGUUGAACAUUGCAAGAUAGCAGUAACUGUUUUUAUUGGAAUUGGAGAUUAUGUGAUCUCUUUUUGGAGCUUUCUAUUAGUGAUUUUUUUUAUUAAAAAAAAUGUUCAAAAUGGUGCCCAUCCUCAAUUUUGAAAUAUUCGAGAUAUAAAAUUUAUGCAGCCCCUAUUUAACUGGUACCCUUCAAAAGACGAGUGUGGUGGACCGUUUCUAAGAAUGAUACACUGAUUGCAGCUCAUUUCAAACAGAAAUCACCCAGUCAUAAAUGCAAAUUCCUAACCUCCAAAUAGCAAGUCGCUUAUAGAUAUUUCAGAUAGCUCCAACAGCCGGAUUUCUAUAUAAAUUCACCCUUCAUAUUUUUGACGAAAAAUUCAUCCCAGUUUUGUCAAAGAAAAAAAAAGGUUCUGAAUGACGUAUUUCACUAAUGUGAAUGUUGUAUUUUUUUGUAGUGAUACAAUCACCACUUGACUAACGGAUAUUAGCACAUUGCUUCAUUGUUAUUUGCAUUUAAAAUUAAGAAAAAACUUUGGCAAAAUUGGGAUUGUGGCUUUAGUUAAGUUUUGAGAAGGAAAGGGCUGGUCCCAUAACCUCAAAUGAGUAGACGAUUUCUGAGUUGUACAAAAAACGUUAUUAUUUAUUUGACACAUUUGAUGUUGCUCGCUAUUAUUAAAGAUAGAAAAUGACGGUUAAGCUAUCGUGAAUACAAAAAAAAAUAAUAAUAAAAGUAAAUAAUGAGUUUUUAUGUUGUAAAUAUUUUUGUUAUUUGCUAUAUAUUUUAUCUUAAAGGCAAACAUGAUUAUAUGUUUUUUAUGCAUUUUUUGUGCAACUUGGGUGUCUUAAAAAAUGUGUUAUGAUUGUUAGAAAUGAUGGCUGUUGGAUAAAAAAAUGCCUAGAUUUUAAAUGUGACAUGGCAAGAAUUUUAUUUUUGCGUGAUACUUUUGAUUCGUACUAUAUUUAAAAAAGUCAUAAGUCGUACUAUAUAGCACAUAGGUGGAAAACGAGUAUUUUUUAUAUUUUAUUGUCUUCCAUUUUUAAUAUUGUUUUUUGUUAGGUGAUGUUUUGUGAUGUUUUAUACUUGAGAUUGUGUAAAUAGUAAUCUAUAAAUGAAUGAAUAGACAAUGUUUCAUUACUGCACA